UUUUAUUUUGUCUUUCUUCGUUCUCAAAAAAUAGACUUCGUCCUUUCCUUUUUUCUCUCAAAGUUAGCAGCAUCCCUAAAAUUGUAGCCAUCAUUAACUCCAUCAUCAAAUCCAUCGCAUCCCGCAAAUUUCGUGUUGAAUGUAUGUAGAUCAGAGCAAAGCAUUAGACAUUUUUGUUUUUGUUUCGUUUCUUUUGUAUGAUUGUGUAUAUGUACUCGUUUGGUUCAUCUUGCAGAUUCCUGCAGUCAUCAUCUUUCCGUUUGCUCUUUUGUAAUUAAGGUGCAGUAGCAAUGUGUCAUCAGAUGUGUUUUUUUCUUUCUGAAUGUUAAUUUCUGAGGUACGUUGUAUAUCCAUCAGACUGUGAGGUGUAUGUAUUGUGUGUGACUGUCAACUUUCCAGUGAAGUUUGUGUACACCCACCUCUCUCUGAAGCAGCAGCAGCCACCAAUUAAGCCCACCAUGAACAUCAGGAACAAGACCGAACCAACUCAACCACAGCCACUCUACCAACUAUCAACUCAGUAUCGUCAUUGGCGAUUCUCUCAGUCAGGACUCGAACAGGCCAGAAGAGAACUCAACGAAGGCGCCGUCGGAAGAGUGAAAUCUAAGCUCGAAGAAGAGAGGAACGUCGAGCUCCCUUCAGCCGGUGAUGAGCCAACCGAACCCAGUCAGAUCGAAUAUCUGACCGUCCAAGAUGAACUCGAACUGGUGACCUUCUACCUCUCCAAGAUCUCACAGCUCUGUCGGGCUUCGAUCUUCAACUUUCCCGAGACCGUCGAGGCGACCGCGAUGAGCUACUUGAAACGCUUCUACCUCAGGAACACCUGCAUGGAUUAUCAUCCCAAAAAUAUCAUGCUUACUUGUCUCUUUUUGGCCACCAAGACUGAGAACACCUCGAUCUCGAUCGACAGCUUUGCCUCCCGGAUCCCAAAGACGACCAACGGGGAUGUCCUGGCGCUCGAGUUCCUGGUCGCCCAGUCGCUGAAGUUCCAGUUCAAAGUCCACCAUGCCCAUCUGGCCGCGCGGGGGAUCUAUCUGGACCUGCAGGCCUGUCCGGGCGUCGGUCCGCUCGGCUUGGAGCGACUCUCCCAGGCCUGGCCCGAGGUCUGCGCGCUGCUCCGGACGGGCAGACUGACGGAUGCCGAGUUCCUCUGGACGCCCAGUCAGAUCGCCUGUGCGGCCUGGUGGGUUGCCGAUCGGUCGGCCACCGAGGCCUGGCUCAAAGCCAAGGCCGACCGUCUCCAACCGUCCCCUACUGACAUCCCCUCAACCUGCUUGGGCUUGGAUCCACUCACCCAAUACCUUCAAUCGCUCUCCGAACUCCUCAUCCAGGCUCAGCGGAAACCCAUCGAUAAGGAUCGCGUCACCGCAGUCGAUCGCAGACUCCGCUUCUGUCGUAACCCUGAGAAAGACCCUAAUAGCGCACUCUUUAAGAUCAAACAGGCCGAACUCGAACAUGCUCAUCUCGCUAAACAUCAUCAGAAAUAUCCCCCUAAUUCUAAUCAAGACCCGUUCUCUUGAAUCUAUAUACUUGUACUUGCUUCAUCCCCAAAUCCAUUGUGCACUUUUUUUUUGUAACUUGUAUUCCCCCCUCCCCUCUUGUCUUUUUUUCUAAGAAAGAAAAACUGAUCUCGAUCGUUGAACUUCAACUGAAGAA
Puccinia graminis f. sp. tritici CRL 75-36-700-3 is the source of this 1656-nucleotide messenger RNA. RefSeq lists its product as uncharacterized. The record is from RefSeq and is a predicted model, not a curated record. Gene Ontology annotation, molecular function: cyclin-dependent protein serine/threonine kinase regulator activity. Bases 459 to 1520 code for a protein of 353 amino acids. The transcript is spliced from 4 exons. Lineage: Eukaryota; Fungi; Basidiomycota; Pucciniomycetes; Pucciniales; Pucciniaceae. Gene Ontology annotation, biological process: regulation of transcription by RNA polymerase II; regulation of cyclin-dependent protein serine/threonine kinase activity. Gene Ontology annotation, cellular component: nucleus; transcription factor TFIIK complex.